UUUCAAAGUAACAAAGCAUCCUAGAGAGAGAAAGAUGUCACGCUUGGUUGUCUCAAAGCUUGCGGGACGGCGAUCUACAGUUUUGGAGCUCAAACGAAAGCUUCCUCACUCUCACGUGACGUCACUACUGUAAGCUUCAACGCUCUUCUCUGAGCUGACACUCCAGAGAGCUCGCUCAUUCCCGAACAACACAAGUUGCAAACUUCGUCAGAGCAGCAUCAACUACUCCAGGCCAAAUCUCUCCCCGUCGCAUUGGGAAGUCGUUUUCGAUGUGAUCCUCGGAACCCAUUUUUUUCUACAUCCCUUAUGAUGCUCGCAAAAUGCCGCCAAAAGCGCUCUCUACCAUUCCCGCUGACCAAACUGACCCUGGCCACCUUGUUGAAAGUGUGCUCCUCACAACCCCACCAGCUCAAGCAAAUCCAUGCGCUCAUCCUAACCACUGGGCUCUCGGUGAAAAACAGCCUCGUCACUCAAUUGCUCACCAACCAAGUAAUUUUAGGGGACGUUCAGUACGCACGCAAACUGUUCGAUGAAAUGCACAAACCAAGAACUUUCUUGUGGAACACCCUGAUCCGGGGAUAUGCGAAGAAUGACAUGCCCAUGGAGUCGGUUUCGCUCUUCAGAAAUAUGAGUUCUCUCGGUGUUCGCCCUGACGGAUUUACUUUUCCGUUUGUGGUGAAGGCUUCCACUGAACUGCCCGAGUCCAGGGCCGGUUUGGCUAUCCAUGCCCACGUGGUAAAAUAUGGGCUUGAGUAUAAUGCCGUGGUGAGAAAUGAAUUGAUGAUGAUGUACGUGAAGUUGGGGGACAUGGGAUUGGCUGACUACUUGUUUGAGACUAUGAUAGAGAGAGAUCUAGUGACCUGGAAUUCUUUCAUUGCAGCGUGCGUGCAGAUGGGGUAUGCUAGUAAGGCCCUCGCGCUGUUCCAUCAGAUGGGCUUGGCCAGGGUCAAGCCUGAUGCCGUGACUAUUGUAAGUGCCCUAUCAGCAUGCAGUCAGUUGGGAUGUCUAAACAUUGGCAAUAAGAUUUAUGAAUCUGCUGUAAAUGAUGGGAUGGAGAGCAAUAUUAUUGUUGAGAAUGCACGGCUUGACAUGUGUAUGAAAUGUGGUAGUAGUCAUAUGGCAAGAACUUUAUUUGAUGAAAUGCAUCUUAAAAAUGUUGUCUCAUGGAGCACGAUGAUUUUAGGCUAUGCAGUUAAUGGGAAGAGUGAAGAAGCUUUGGCUCUGUUCUCUAGAAUGCAGAACGAAGGGCCAAAACCAAAUUAUGUCACUUAUCUUGGAGUUUUAUCCGCAUGUAGCCAUGCCGGACUUGUGAGUCAAGGUCGGGCUUAUUUUAACUACAUUGUGAACUCAAAUGAUCAGACUAUUCAGCCUAGGAGAGAGCAUUAUUCUUUAAUGAUCGAUCUCCUUGGCCGUUCAGGACAUAUUGAAGAGGCUUAUAGCUUUAUAAUUGGUAUGCCCAUUGAACCAGAUGCAGGAGCUUGGGGUGCUUUACUGGGUGGCUGUGCAAUCCACAAGAAUGUUAAAGUGGGUCAGGUUGCAGCAGAUAAGCUUUUUGAGUUGGGAGCUGAUAUUGCUUCAUAUCAUGUUCUAUUAUCUAACAUGUAUGCUUCUGCUGGGAGGUGGGACUACGUUGAUAAAGUGAGACUAAAGAUGAGAAAGAAGUGCAUUAAGAAAGUAGCUGCAUAUAGCUCUGUUGAGUUCAACAGCAAAGUGCAUAUGUUUUGCAGUGGAGACAAGUCACAUCCACAAUCUUCAAGCAUAUAUCAGAAGUUGGAGGACUUGUAUAUACAAAUCAGGAGCUUGGGUUACAUCUCAGAAGUUGGUUCUGUUCACCACGACGUGGAAAUGGAAGAGAAGGAAGCCGUGCUGCGUGUUCACAGUGAAAAGCUUGCUGCUGCAUUUGGUCUAAUUAAUGUAGAACCUAAAACCCCCAUUAGGGUCAUGAAGAAUCUGAGGACUUGUGAUGACUGCCAUAAUUUCUUUAAGUUCGUUUCAAGAAUUUGCAUGAGGGAGUUUAUUAUGAGAGAUAAGAGCAGGUUCCAUCAUUUUAGAAAUGGUAUAUGUUCCUGCAAGGACUUCUGGUGAUUUCUCGAGAGCAGCUAUACAAGAGCAGAUUAAUGGUGCAUAGACGUGCCACUU
This is a messenger RNA of Rhodamnia argentea, 2139 nucleotides long. RefSeq names its product pentatricopeptide repeat-containing protein At2g01510, mitochondrial. The coding region runs from base 307 to 2085 and encodes 592 amino acids. NCBI's taxonomy places the organism in Eukaryota, Viridiplantae, Streptophyta, Magnoliopsida, Myrtales, Myrtaceae. Gene Ontology annotation, molecular function: zinc ion binding; RNA binding; protein binding. The record is from RefSeq and is a predicted model, not a curated record. Gene Ontology annotation, biological process: RNA modification. The transcript has a single exon.